Peronospora farinosa is the source of this 600-nucleotide messenger RNA. Lineage: Eukaryota; Oomycota; Peronosporomycetes; Peronosporales; Peronosporaceae. The record is from the annotation of a GenBank genome assembly.
AUGGACGUCAAGCAGCGCGGUCUAUUGAGCGGCAUGUACGCCGGUGUGGGCGUUGCCUUUGCUGCGUCAGCCUAUUUCAAUUUGUUGUCCAAGGGAGCGUGCGCUGCCUUUCUCUCUCUUGUAUGGCUGGGCUUUGUCCUCGCCAUCUCGUGCACCGAGUCGUGGCUCAAGUUUUGCGCGCAAUUUGUGCCACAUCACUUAGCCCUGGAUCUGGGCCGUACCAUGUUUGCAGCUCUUAACUCUGUAGAGAUCGGUAUCGCUGUUGGGCUCUGGGUACUGCACUUCCUGGUGUCGUCCACCUCAGACGACGCCGUGUGGCGUCUCGUCAUCGUCACGUUUCUUGUGGUGGUGCAGACCACGUGGCUCUAUCCGAAGCUGGAGCUCACGGUUGAGUUUGCACUCUACGAAGAGCUUAAGGAGCUGGAUGAUGACAAGUUGUCGUUUAACCAGAAGAUGCAGUUUGGAGAGAUGCGUCACAAGGUUCAGAUCCAGAGCAAACCGGCCAAGAUCUAUCACAUCCUGUACAUGGGGGCCGAGUUCGUCAAGAUCCUUACGCUCGCCAGCUUCGCCCUGCACUUCCUCAAGGCCAUUCCAAUGUAA